CACCACAUGCUCCCUCCCCGCUCCUUCUCAACACCGCAUCGCUAUGCUCCCACACACGUCCGGGCCCCUCGUUACCGCCGCCGGCCUCGCCGGUCUCCUCUUCUCCGAGUGGGCGGGCAGCUAUCUCGGAGUCUGGGUAUUCAAGCCGCUCGCCUCCCUAGGCUUCCUGCUGACGGCCUCGCCUGCACUCGCACCUUCGAGUGAGGCGCACAAGCACGCGCCGUCGUCCGCAGCUUCCAAGUCGGGGCCGAGUCACACCACACCCUCCUCCAACCCCUUCUCCACGCCUGCCGCGCCCUCCCCCCGCGCAGUCUUCAAUCGCUCGAUCUUCGCCUCCCUCGCACUUUGCGCCCUCGGCGAUGUCCUCCUCAUUCCCUCGCGCCACUCCUCUCUCUUCUUCCAAGCCGGCCUCUUCGCCUUCCUCCUAGGCCACGUGGGCUUCGGCGCGGCCUUCAUCCAGCGCGACCUCGAGCCGCGGACCACGCUGCUUGCGGGUGUCGCGCAGGCGGCAUUUGCGGGGAUCACGUGGCGCUGGCUGGCGCCCGCUCUCCCGCAGGCCGACCGCGUCCCCGUCGGACUGUACACCGUCGUGCUUUCGGCUAUGGGAGCGCUUGCUAUUGGCGGCGCGGGCGGAUGGCGGGGAAAGGAGGGCGCCAAGCGUUGGAUCCAGAUUGCCGGGGCGGUGCUGUUCGAGCUGAGCGACUUGUGCGUCGCUCGGCAGCAGUUUGUCGCACAGACGUUCGCGAACCCGGCGCUGGGGCUGCCGCUGUACUAUCUUGCAACCACGCUGUUGGCUACGCUGGUGUGGCCUUGAUGGAUCUUAGGUACACCCCAUGCAAGGUGUCACUGGUGUUGGAAAGAGUGCUGGUUCGCGUGUGAUCACAGACAACGAGGAAGGCCAUGCGGCGGGCGGGAGGUCGUUGACUCACGCGUGUGGAGUGAGUGGGAGACGGGGCGGCGAUGCGGGCGUGGCGAGGUCAGCGUGUGACACGAUACUGCUCUCUGCUCUCGGCGUGGGGGUUGCAAACGGCGCCAAGCACAGUGGGUAAUGAGCAAGGGACAGAGACGAUGGCGCAGUGGAUGAAGAGGUACCAAGUCGCGUCAACUGUUGCGAGCUUCCUUCCUCACUACAUCCUCGACCUCUCUAUCUCUCUUCUCUACAGACUCGCCUC
Messenger RNA from Cutaneotrichosporon oleaginosum, 1172 nucleotides. RefSeq lists its product as uncharacterized. Gene Ontology annotation, cellular component: membrane. Gene Ontology annotation, molecular function: hydrolase activity. NCBI's taxonomy places the organism in Eukaryota, Fungi, Basidiomycota, Tremellomycetes, Trichosporonales, Trichosporonaceae. The record is from RefSeq and is a predicted model, not a curated record.